Molecule: messenger RNA, 923 nt
Organism: Quercus robur (English oak)
Lineage: Eukaryota; Viridiplantae; Streptophyta; Magnoliopsida; Fagales; Fagaceae
Product: MADS-box protein JOINTLESS-like
Exons: 8
Coding region: 145-825 (226 amino acids)
Biological process (GO): positive regulation of transcription by RNA polymerase II
Cellular component (GO): nucleus
Molecular function (GO): protein dimerization activity; RNA polymerase II cis-regulatory region sequence-specific DNA binding; DNA-binding transcription factor activity, RNA polymerase II-specific
Source: RefSeq, a predicted model, not a curated record
UUACUAUUCUCUACCAAAUUUUCUUCUCUCCCUCUCUCUCGCAGCUUUGUAUGCACAAAUAGCUUCUAUUUCUGAAAUACAAGGUUGGGCUAAUAAUUUGGUUCGAACUUUGAAGUAAAGGAGAAUAAGCUAUUAUCUAGGAAAAUGACACGGAGGAGAAUUCAGAUUAAGAAGAUUGACAACACGACGGCAAGGCAGGUGACAUUCUCAAAGAGGAGGAGAGGACUUUUCAAGAAAGCUUUUGAGCUCUCUACUCUCUGCGAUGCUGAAAUUGGUCUCAUGGUCUUUUCUGCUACAGGAAAGCUCUUUGAAUUCGCCAGCUCAAGUAUGCAGCAGGUAAUUGAAAGGCAUAAUCUACAUCCAGAUAAUCUUGGCAAAAUGGACCAAUUGUCUCUUGAGCUACAGCUUGAGAACGGUACCUCCUACGCCAUGUUGAGCAAGGAAAUUGAGGAGAAGACACAUGAACUGAGGAAGAUUAGGGGAGAAGAGCUCCUUGGAAUGGAUAUAGAAGAAUUACAGAAACUAGAGAAAGAGCUUGAAGUAGGCCUGAGCCGUGUUAUAGAAACAAAGGGUGAAAGAUUUCAGGAAGAGAUCACUGCCCUUCAGCAAAAGGGAGCCCAACUGAUGGAAGAAUACCAACGGUUAAAACAGAUGGAGAUGUUUAGCACUCAAACACAUGCACUUGAACAAGGUCUGUCAUCUGAGUCAAUCACCAAUAUUUGCAGCUCAUCCGAUCCUCAAGACAAUGACAGUUCAGACAUAUCUCUCAAGAUGGGGGUGUUGUCACUUGCAACUCAUCAUCGAGCAAUUUGUCUGUUUCCGUAGCAACUUAACCAUCAUCAUUGAUUGCAUGGCAAGAAAUGCAUACUACUAUAGAGAAACUCUUUGCCUUAGUGCAUCUUUCUAUGUCUUGCAGGCUACCG